AUGGCUCCCAGGCAACAAGGCAAAAAUAAAACCAAGAGGAUUCAGAAAAAGAAGCCCCAGAAGAAGGGUCAGCAGGCCAGAAAGAAACAGAAGAGGCUCCAGCCUAAGAAGCAGAAGAAGCGCCAGGCCACGAAGGUGGGGAGCAGGGCAGUGUUGAGUAGCUCUUCCCCACGGAUUUUUGCCGCCAAGAUCCUGCGGCACAUGCCAAAGGUGCGCAUGGAAAACAAGGCCAAGAGGCUGAUGAAAACGUUGCUGAUGGAUGUGUACGAGCACAUGUCGAAGGUGGUGGAGAACCAGAGCCAAAAUAAUGAGUCACCCACCAUCGACCCCAACACCGUGCAAACAGUCUUCCAGGAGGCCAUGACCAGGCAGCUGGCCGAGCAUUCAGCUGAGCCCGCCAGCAGCGAAACUCCUGCUGCAUAA
This is a messenger RNA of Euleptes europaea (tarantolino), 423 nucleotides long. RefSeq lists its product as uncharacterized. Gene Ontology annotation, molecular function: protein heterodimerization activity. Bases 1 to 423 code for a protein of 140 amino acids. The transcript has a single exon. The record is from RefSeq and is a predicted model, not a curated record. Lineage: Eukaryota; Metazoa; Chordata; Lepidosauria; Squamata; Sphaerodactylidae.